AUGACAAACACUGAACCCAUCGCCCUCAUCGGCAGCGCGUGCCGGUUCCCUGGGGAGUCCGAUACCCCUUCAAAGCUCUGGGAGCUUCUGAAACAACCACGAGACCUCCUCCGCAAAGUUCCCCAAGACAGAUUCAAUGCGGAUGCAUUUUACCAUCAAGAUGGGAAGCAUCACGGGACGUCUAAUGUCCGUCAUUCAUAUUUUCUCGAAGAAGACCCAGCCGCCUUCGAUAACGGGUUCUUCAAUAUUCCGGCAGGCGAGGCGGAGGCUAUUGAUCCUCAGCAGAGGAUGCUUAUGGAAACCGUCUAUGACUCGCUCUGUGCCGCGGGACAGACUGUUGAGGGGCUCCGCGGCUCGCCCACCUCUGUUUUUGUCGGUGUUAUGUGCGGUGACUGGGAUGGCAUGGUGUCAAGAGACAUGGAAAGCUACCCCCAGUACGGAGCCACAGGAACGGCGCGCAGUAUUAUGUCGAACCGGAUCUCGUAUUACUUUGACUGGCAUGGUCCGUGUAUGACGAUUGACACGGCUUGCUCGUCAAGUCUUGUUGCCGUCCACCAAGCUAUCCAGACCCUUCAAAGUGGCGAAUCCAAUGUUGCUAUCGCCGCAGGAGCCAACUUGAUCCUCAGUCCAGCUAUGUAUGUGGCCGAGAGCAAGCUUUCUAUGCUCUCUCCUGAAGGCAGGUCACGAAUGUGGGAUAAAGACGUUGAUGGAUAUGCCCGUGGUGAGGGAAUUGCAGCCGUGGUUCUGAAACCGCUCAGCGCGGCAAUUCGUGACAAUGAUCAUAUCGAGUGCAUCAUUCGAGGCACUGGUGUUAACCAAGAUGGCCGAACUCCGGGACUUACUAUGCCAAGCGGAAGAGCACAGGCUGCUUUAAUACGGAACACCUAUCUUCGGGCCGGCCUUGACAUUAGCAAGAUUGAGGACCGACCGCAAUUUUUCCAUGCCCACGGGACUGGGACGGCUGCUGGCGAUCCUCAGGAAGCCCAGGCAAUCUCGGAGGCAUUCUAUCCACACGACAAUUUUGACGACAAGCUCUAUGUUGGCUCUAUCAAGACGGUCAUAGGGCACACUGAAGGCACAGCUGGCCUGGCUAGUCUUAUUGGUACCUCCUUGGCCCUUCAGAACAAGCUUAUACCCCCCAAUAUGCAUUUCCAGACGCUAAACCCAAGGCUGGAACCUUACUACCACCACUUGGAGGUUCCCACGAAGUGUAUCCCUUGGCCGGACACACACACAGGACAGCCCCGACGGGCGAGCAUUAACAGCUUUGGAUUUGGUGGCACUAACGCCCAUGCCAUCCUUGAGGCAUACGAGGCGCCCAAUAGCGAACCAGAGCAGGAGCAGACUAAGUGCAGCUCAGCACUUCUUUUCAGCCCUUUCAUUUUCUCGGCGGCUUCUGAGUCCUCCUUACGGGCGUUGCUUUCGUCCUAUCUUGCCUACCUGCAAUUGAAUCAGCCUGUGGAUCUAAGUGACCUGGCAUACAGCUUGCAAUCACGAACAUCAACUCUACCGUAUCGAGUUGCUAUUACGGCGUCGACCAGAGAAAGCUUAUGCGAACAGAUAAGUGACAUCGUUGAUAGCAAGGUUGACAGUACCAUCGGUACGAGACAGCUUGCAAAGUCGUCUCCAAAAGUCUUGGGUGUCUUCACUGGUCAGGGUUCUCAAUGGGCAAAAAUGGGAGCUCAACUGAUCCACAAAUCCCCGUUUGUGACCCAGCGAUUGUCGGAGCUUGACAGAGCAUUGGCCGAGGCGCCUGCAAGCCAACGUCCGCAAUGGACUCUUCAAGAAUUAAUUCUUGCUGACCCAGAGGUUUCGAGGAUGAACGAGGCGGCGGUUUCGCAGCCGGUCUGCACUGCAGUCCAGAUCGUACUUGUCGAUCUACUCAGGUUUGCUGGUGUCAACCUGCACACGGUCGUUGGGCACUCGUCUGGUGAAAUCGGAGCCGCAUACGCUGCUGGCCUUCUCUCUGGCCGUGAUGCCAUUCGAGCUGCGUACUACAGAGGGCUUUACGCCCACUUGGCCAAGUCCCCCAACGGUAGUAAGGGUUCUAUGAUGGCUGUGGGCACGACCUUUGAGGACGCGACCGAGUUCUGCGAGCUCGAGGAUUUCGAGGGACGAAUCCAAGUUGCUGCCCAGAACUCACCAUCCAGUAUUACCCUGUCAGGUGACGAAGAUGCUAUCAUGGAGGCUAUAGAGAUAUUCAAGGAUGAAGGUAAGUUUGCCCGUCAACUAAAGGUUGACACAGCCUAUCACUCAAUGCACGUUAAGCCGUGCUGUGAGCCGUAUCGGGAAGCCCUGGUACAAUUCCAACCCGAUAGUCCCAUUCCGACUGGGACCAAGUGGUACUCUAGUGUGUACAAGGGCAGGGUCAUGGGUCUCGACCACUUAGGAGCACAAUACUGGAUUGACAACAUGGCGAAUCCUGUACUUUUCGCUCCCGCCGUCACCACCGCAUGGGAUGAGAGCGGUCCGUUUGAUAUAGUGAUUGAGGUGGGGCCUCAUCCUGUGCUCAAGACCCCUUGUCUCGAUACAAUCGAGGACAUUUGUGGAGAGCGGCCUCCAUACUCUGGAGUAUUGAGACGGGGCGGUAAUGAUGUCGACGCCUACUCCGACGCUCUCGGAUUUAUCUGGACUCACCUGGGGCCAGGGUCCGUCGACUUUGUCAGCUAUGAGAGGGCAAUCUCGCAGAGCUCCACAGCUCGACAGUUCUUGACUAAUCUACCCAAGUAUCCUUUCGAUCACUCUAGGCAAUUCAUGUCUUUGUCCCGAGUAUCAGGAAUCUACCGGGAUACCCAGGGGACACCGCAUCCUCUGUUAGGUAGGCGGUGUCACGAUCGUGAGACCUCUGAGCUCGCUCAAUGGCGGAAUAUUCUGAGCCCAAGGGAGAUUCCCUGGAUGGCAGGCCAUCAAAUCGAAAAUCAAAUCACUUUACCUGCUACUGGCUAUCUUUGCAUGGCCAUUGAGGCUAUCGGUGACUAUGUUGGGCGCUCAAACAUGGGUCUAAUCGCUGUUCGAGACCUUCGCAUUCACCGAGCCCUUGUUUUCAGCGAUGACAGCCCUGAGGUUGAGACCUUGGUUGACCUUCAUAUUGUCAGCCGCACUAAGGAGGCCAUUACGGCUCAGUUUUCGUGCUUCUCGGGGGCGCCACAUGAAAGCAAGCCCAUGAUAGCCAGCGCCAACGGUACGGUGGAAGUGACAUUCGCGACGCCCGAGGCUGGGAUUCUCAGCAGCCAAGAGAUUGACGACCUGAACCUCAACGAGCUUGACCCGGAGCGAUUCUACAAAUUCCUGUCUGGCCUUGGGUACAACUAUGCGCCGCCUUUCCGAGGUACCACCAACAUCCGACGCAAGGCCGAUUAUGCCGUCGGAACGAUCAGGGAUCAAUCGGGCAUGCAGUGGGAAGAUCAGCUUAUCGUUCAUCCCGGCAUGCUAGAUACGGCUCUACAAACUGGAUUCGCCGCAUUCUGCUGCCCUGGUGACGAGAGACUGUGGGGUCUACACCUUCCUACAGGUAUUCGUUCGGUGCUAGUCAAUCCUUAUUUCAGUCCUAUUGGCAUUGGGAAGCAGACUGAGCUGCGAUACCUCACCGUUAGCAAGCAGGAUAAGAGCGCUAAGAUCUCUGCUGAUGUUCAUCUGUUCGCUGGUGAGUCCAAUCAGGCAUUUUUGCAGAUGGAGGGGACAGAUCUUGUUCCUCUGGCUCCCGCCGUCCCGAGCAACGACGCGGUUCUAUUCUCGAGGUUUGACUACAAACUCGCAAGCCCCGAUGGUGAUGCUGCAGCGUUGCCAGAUGCUUACAGUCGUGCCGACUUUGAACUGGGUAUUGACGAGGAGCGAAUUUCCUUCUACUAUCUCCGUCGACUUCUGGAGCUUGUCACCAAAGAGGAUGUGGACAGGUCGCUGCCACAUUACCGUCAUCUUCUCAACUACGCAGCGCGCAUGGUACCUCCGGUUAUCAAAGGGGAGAAUCCGUACAUCCCGGCAAGCGCUCAGUAUGACACAGAAGAUUUUAUCAACAAACUGAUCGCCAAGCAUUACGACAACAACUCCGUUCGCCUUUUGCAAUCCGUCGGUAGCAACCUUCCCGAGACAGUUCGCUCAGGGGCCAGUAUCCUUGAGCACAUGGUGAAGGAUUCGAUGUUGGAUAGGAUCUAUGAGGAUGGCUUCGGUCUUAAUCCGAUCAACGACUCUAUAGCACGCAUGGUUGGCCAAAUAGCCCAUCGGUAUCCUCGCAUGAAUAUUUUCGAAAUUGGUGCUGGAACGGGUGGUUCGACGAAGAGAAUCCUACAGACAUUGGGAUCGGCCUUUUCCACCUACACGUAUACUGAUGUUUCUAGUAGCUUUUUCGGACAAGCACAAGAUCUUUUCAAGGACUUCGAAGACCGCAUGGUGUUCAAAACCUUUGACAUGGAUCAGACACCGGAGUCGCAGGAUUUCGUUGAGGGAUCCUACGACAUUGUCAUCGGAUCUAACGUGUUGCAUGCCACAGUGGACAUGGAGAAGAUGAUGCAGAACGUCCGUCGGCUCUUGAAACCGGGAGGUUAUUUGAUCAUUUUGGAAAUCGUGGACAACAGCACUCUCCGUGUCGGAUUGACAUUUGGAAGUCUGCCAGGGUGGUGGCUAGGAGCGGAAACUGGGCGAGAACUCGGACCCACGCUUACCCUACCGCAAUGGGAUAACUUGCUCGGUAGCUGUGGAUUUGGCGGCAUCGAAACCUCGACCCCCACUAUUCACCCACUUAUUCCCCUGCAUGUGUUCUGCGCCCAGGCUGUGGACGAGCGAGUCCAGAUGCUUCGUGAACCGCUUAGCCAUCCGAUGCAGCUUCCUGUUCCGACCGCUCCCUGUCUUGUGGUGGUUGGGGGAACGAAGUUCGGGACGCACCGCGUGUGUGGACAGCUCAUUUCUCUCUUGCGCCCUAUGUUCGCUCAAGUCCAGCGAGUUCUCUCCAUUGAAGAGCUCAGCCCGGGUAACCUGGUCGAGGGCAGCACGCUUCUCUCACUGGCGGAGCUAGACCAGCCCAUCUUUGCUACGAGCACCUUCCAAAAGUUUGAAGCUUUGAAGACAAUCUGGCGCCGCGCAAAGAACAUUCUCUGGGUCAGUACGGGAGCGAGAGCGGAAAAUCCACACUCCCAGAUGAUGAACGGCAUCGCCCGUUGCAUGCGGUCAGAGUAUCCCAAUAUUACUCUGCAGAUACUAGAUGUUGAUCAUAUAACGAAAGACACGGGUAAUCUGAUCGCAGAGCAUCUGCUCCGUCUAGAGAUGCUUGGCAAGUGGUCCACAGGGCUACCGGCCGAGGAGCUAAUGUGGUCCCUGGAGCCAGAAGUGUACAUCGAGAACGCCACCAAGCUGAUUCCGAGAUUGUACCCUUGUGAAGCCAGCAACAAGAGGUAUAAUACCGCACGCCGAGUUGUGACGGAUGAGGUUGAUCCCCAACACACUUCACUCACCUUUACCAUGGAAGAGGGUAUUCGGGAAGUGCAGCGCCACUCUCCAUUGCAUAUGCACCCUGCUCUGCCUUUCAGCUGUGAAACUAGAACAAUCCGUGUGACGCAUUUCUUCUUGUCAACACUCAGUAUCGUCAGCGGAGCACACCUCAGGCUUUGUGUCGGGGUGGACAUUCGCACCCAGGAAACACUCUUUGCUGUUUCCCCAACACUGCAAUCACCCGCAAUGGUUCCCGCAGACUGGUGCAUUACCCUAGACCGCCAGACUGACCCCGUCGCCAUGCUUAGUGCCAUCUCAUCCUACCUGGUGGCCCAUAGCAUCAGUCAACUCGCCAGCACUGGAGACAUGCUUGUUGUUCAUGAGCCCCAUCCAUACGUGGUAGAUAUCUUGCAAAACCUGCUUGGUAGCAGGUCGAUCGGAUUGCAGAUCACCACUUCCGAGAAGAACCCUGGGAAAGAAUGGCUGUUUGUGAACAAGAACUUCCCUGAGCGUGUCGUGAGAGACAUUUUGCCCUCUACGACUACAAAGUUCCUCGAUCUUUCUGCGAAAUCCGAGGCAGCUCGUGUUAUUGUGAGGUGCCUGCCGCGAAGCUGUCAGAUCAUUGACCCUGCUACUGUGCUCUAUGCCAGAACGGAACUUCGGGCAUCCGUUUCCAGGGAAGAAGUCACCGACGUGUUGAAGCAAGCUUAUGACCAUAUCGGUUCAUACGCCGAAGCGGCAAAGGACAUCCCAGUCAUCCAACUGAAGGAUGUCACAAACCACUCUGGGCCGCCUACAGGUCACUUUUCCCUCGUUGAUUGUACCGGGCCGUCCGUUCAGGCCGUGGUCCGCCCCAUUGAUGAGGGAACUCUAUUUCACGCGAAAAGAACAUAUCUCUUGGUUGGUCUAUCUGGAGAGCUAGGGCAAUCCCUCUGCAAGUGGAUGGUGGCUCAUGGCGCGAAGCACGUGGUGCUCACAAGUCGACGGCCCAAGAUCAAUCCCAAGUUCAACCGGCUCAUGGAGCACAUGGGAGCGAUGGUCAAGAUACUUCCCAUGGAUGUGACCAACCGCGAAUCGGCACGAGAAUGUUAUGAAACGAUUGUCAAGACCAUGCCCCCACUGGCAGGAGUCGCAAAUGGCGCUAUGGUGCUUAGGGACAACCUCUUUGACAAGAUGCCCUACGAAGACUUCAUGGCUGUUACCAACCCCAAGGUUCUUGGAUCGCUCAUCUUGGACGAACUGUUCCAUGAUACCCCAUUGGACUUCUUUGUCUAUUUCUCUUCAACCACAGCCGUCCUGGGAAACAGUGGACAGAGUAAUUAUGCCGCUGCCAACCAGUUUAUGAGUGCGCUUGCGGCGCAGCGAAAGAAACGUGGUCUGGCUGCCUCAUCCAUAGAUAUCAGCUCCAUCAUCGGCAUUGGCUAUGUUGAGCGAGACAAUGUCGUCGACGAGUUCACUUUCACAAAGAUGGGCUACAGACCCAUGUCCGAACAGGAUCUUCAUUAUGCCUUCGCUGAGGCGAUACUGAUUGGUAACCCUGCCCACCCUGGGCCAGGGGAACUCGUUACCGGAGUGUCGCCGCUUCACCUCGGUGAUCAGGCAUCUGACCAGUUCUUCAGAGACCCCAAGUUCGGCCAUUAUAUCUUAGAACGUCCCGAGGAGCAGGCAUCCAUGGGAAAUGCUUCCCAUAAUCAGCCGGUCAGAGCACAGCUUGCAGCGGCUAAAACCAAGGUCGCUGUAUUUUCCAUCAUCAAAGAUGCAUUCCUCACACGGCUAAGACGUAUCUUGGCGGUAUCAUCUGAUGCAGAUAUCAAUGACAAGGUGACGUUUGUUGAACAAGGCAUCGACUCAUUGAUGGCUGUUGAAGUUCGUUCGUGGUUCUUCAAGGAGCUAGGGGUCGACUUCCCUGUCCUAAGAAUCCUCGGCGGCAGUUCUAUUGCAGAUCUACUAGAGGAAUCUGUCAGGUUGCUACCCAGCUCUAUUGUCGACAUCUCCAAGCUUGAAGCUGGUCAGAAAGAAAAAGGUGAACCGGCUUCAAAGCCAGCCGCAGCCGCUGCCAAGGUGGAGGAGAAAGCCCCUCGGCCGAACGUCGACAUCUCGUCAAGUUCAAGCUCAAGCAGCGACAGAAGCUCGGACACGGGACACACACCUCCAAGAACACCUACAUCAGGGACGGUCACACCAGCAUUCGCGGAGGAUGGGAGUGCUGGGUCGUCCUCAUCUCUGAAGGCCAAAAAUGUUGCUGAAGAGCCGGAUGCUCAAGCAGUAAAGCCAUUGUUGCAAGACGAAGUAGUCUGUCCUAUGUCGUUCGGUCAGAGUUCAUUCUACUUCCUGGACAAUUACUUGACCGACAAGACAGCUUUCAACAUGGCAGUCAUGUUCAAGUUAACUGGUACUCUCCGGGUAGAGGAUCUUGAAGAAGCUGUCAGGAUGACUGCUAAGCGCCACGAGAUCCUGCGCACCCGAUUCUUCUGGGCAGGUGACGGCAGCAAGAAAGAGCCCAUGCAGGCAAUUGCGUCUGAGUCCAUGUUAAAAUUGUCCCAUAAAGGCAUCGCGUCGGAAGAUGAAGCGAACCAGGUGCUGGAAAUGGUCCGUAAUCAGACAUGGGAUCUCAGCAGCAUGGAUACCUCCAGGGUGCUAUUGCUGACCUUAUCCGAUGAGGUCCACUUCAUUAUUAUCUCUAUGCACCAUAUCAUGGCCGAUGGAUAUAGUUUCAGUGUCCUACUUCGGGAUCUUGACGUCGCCUACAGGACGAAACACUUGCCACCCUUGCCGGUUGAGUCGCAAUACCGAUCAUUUGCUAGUCAGCAAAGACGUUUGCAUGAACUGGGUGGGACGAGCGAAAGCAUUCGCUACUUCAAGGAGACACUAUCGCCUACUUCGGCAUACUUGCAACCCAUUCAGCUCUUGCCGUUUGCCAAGUCAACCACACGACAGCCUCUGACCAGGUACUCCCAGGAAGAGGCCAAAAUCCAGAUCGGACAAGAUCUCAACGACAAAAUCCGCAACUUGGCGCGAAAGCAUAAGUCUACCUCUUUUCAUGUUUACCUGGGUGCGCUGCAGGUUCUUCUCUUCAAUUUGCUUCCGAGCAGCUCCCGAGAGAUCUUCAUCGGCAUCGCGGAUGCAAACCGAAAGAACGACGGGUUCCUCCAGAGCGUAGGGUUCUUUUUGAACCUUCUGCCUCUGCGCUUCGAACGAGGGAGUGCAGACACUAAGUUGGCUUCCAUAAUCCAGAACGCUCGUGACACGGCAUAUGGUGCACUGUCCCACUCCGAGGUUCCAUUUGACGUCCUCCUGCGAGAGCUCAACAUUCCGCGCUCGAAUGAUCACACCCCACUCUUCCAGGUCUUCCUUGAUUACAAACAAGUUGCCCAAGGCCUUUCUUCGUUGGGAGAAUGUAAGCUCAGUGAUGCGGCCUGGCGCAACACAAGCACGGGUUACGACCUCAUCUUGGAUGUCAACGAACAUAUGAACAUGCCUGCUAUCAUACACCUGCGACUCCAAAGCACCUUGUAUUCUAAAGAAAGCACUGACAUGCUGCUUCGGUCAUAUAUCAGUGUCUUGGAAUACAUGGCGAACGCAGAGGACGGUAUGGUUGGAGAUGUACCCGCAUGGUCUACCUCUGACAUCCAGGCCGCCUUAGCGAUCGGAGCAGGUAUUCCUCUCAACACCCAAUGGCCAGCUACAGUAAGUGAGCGUCUCGAUGAGUUGAUCGCGAAGCAACCUGCACGGCCUGCCCUAAAGGAUGGGAAUGGGGUAGCCUUGACUUACAAGGAAAUGGGCGCUCGCAUUGAUUGCAUAACAAAUAUGCUUUUAUCCUCUGGGAUUCAGCAGGGUACCGUCGUUGGUGUUUUCCAAGAACCGUCGGCGGACUGGAUUUGCUCAAUGCUGGCGAUUCUUCGUGCGGGUUGUGUUUACUUGCCUCUCGAUUUGAGGAAUUCGAUUCCUCGCCUCGCCAGCAUUGUCAAGGCGGCGCAACCUUUGAUCAUGCUUACGGACCACACCACAACUGAUAAGGUCGCGCUUAUUGGCGCCGGAUAUGCCACUGAGGUGCUGCUCUCCAGUACCGAUACUUCGAAGUGGGCUGGUGUAUCACGCAACUGUGCAGAACGUGAUGCUCCAGCCGUCAUGCUGUUUACCAGCGGAACUACUGGCGAGCCAAAGGGCAUCAUAAUGAAGAACCAGAAUCUAAUCGCUAACGCCGAAGCAAACAGCCACAUCUAUGGUGCAACGCCUGAUCUGGUUGUUCUUCAACAAAGCGCAUUCAGCUUCGACUUUUCGCUCGACCAGACUCUAGCCGCAUUGACUAAUGGUGGCUGUCUGUACGUGGUGCCCGCGCGCUAUAGAGGCGAUCCGAUGGAAAUAAGCAAGAUCAUGCUGGACGAGAAGGUCACCUAUACCUCGAGCACUCCCUCCGAGUACGAUAUGUGGCUACGGUACGCCGCUGACACCCUUAGUCGUUGUGACUCUUGGAGACAUGCGUUCUCUGGUGGCGAGGCCAUGAGCCGCGGCGUGGCUCUUGGAUUCCGUAAUCUUGGCCUCUCACAGUUGCGCGCCUUCACCGGUUACGGACCCGCCGAGACGACAUGUUUCUCCACGAAAUUCGAGCUCAAUUAUCAAUCACUGCCUGAACCCCUCCCAGCAGGCUUCAUGUUGCCAGGAUACACCUGCGUCAUUGUCGACGAGGACUUGCGACCAGUGCCAGCAGGUGUGGCUGGUGAGAUUGUCAUUGGCGGCCCAUGCGUGGUUUCGGGCUAUCUCGGUAAUCCAGAAUCAACGAUGCAAAAGUUUAUUCCCGACACCUUCUUUGGGACCUCGACGACUAUGUAUCGUAGCGGUGACCGGGGCCGCCUGAUGAGUGAUGGCACGCUGUACUGCGACGGUCGCCUCGAAGGUGAUUCUCAAGUCAAGCUGCGAGGUUUCCGUGUUGAGCUGGUCGAGGUCGAGAAAGCCAUUGUCAAGCACGCCAGCGGUGCCAUCUCGCAAGCCGUCGUCACGCUGCGCGGAAGCGGGGAGGAGGGCUUCUUGGCGGCACACGUCGUCUUCGUACCUGAUUUCCCGAGAGAAUCUCGGGAAAGAACAAUCCAGGCGAUCCGGUACAGCUUACCUCUCCCGCCAUACAUGCGACCUUCUGCCAUCGUGCCGCUAGAUGACAUUCCCCGCACUGCCCAUCUGAAGGUCGACCGGCGCGCACUCCAGGCAUUGCCCGUCGAGCAAGGAACGACCGAGAAGGCAGCAGACGGAAAGAAUGCUUCCGAUCAGCUCACUGAAAGCGAGCUGAAGCUGAGCGAGCUUUGGCGUCAGGUCAUGCCGCUCGAUCCCGGCCCGCUUACACCCGAAUCCGACUUCUUCUUGGUUGGCGGCAACUCCAUUCUCCUGGUGAAAUUGCAGCAGCUGUUGAAAACAUCAGUUGCUGCCGCUCCACAACUUGUGACCCUGAUGGGCGCUCCUACUCUUAGGGCCAUGACUGCAGUGAUUAGAGCCAGUCGUUCGGGCGGGGCCAUUGACUGGGAAGUUGAGACUCGGCUUCCUCACUGGGCGAUGCAGCCCCUGGAAACGAGUAUUGCAGGUCUGACAAGAGAUUCUGAUUCCAUCACAGUGUUGUUGACAGGUUCUGGCGGGUAUCUAGGACGCCAUUUACUUCCUAGUUUGGUCAAUGACCGGAAGGUCUCUCGAGUGUACUGCCUGGCUCGCCAGCUCCCCGGUGACGGCGACAAUGAAAAUGCCGACCCCAAACUAAGCUUGAUUCAAUCAGACGUUUCUCAGCCAAAUCUAGGCCUCUCGGAUGAAGCCUAUGCCACUCUGGUCGCCGAGGUUGAUGCUAUUGUCCACUGUGCGGCUAACCGGUCUCUCUGGGACCAAUACGAGGUGCUUCGGCCGGACAACUACGACUCAGUCAAGGAGCUCGCGAAACUCGCCACAGCCACACGUCGUCCUGUUCCCUUCCACGUUCUAUCUUCUGGCGCUGUCGCUUCUUUCGACGAGAGUGGUGCCCUUCCGCCGCAGGAUGGGAGCGAUGGAUACCUGUCCAGCAAGUGGGCAGCUGAAAAGUUCCUGCAUCGAUUCGCCGCGGCAACCGGGAUCCCUGUUUUCAUUCAUCGCCCGGAGCCAACUCCCCGUGCUAGUGACAGAGCAUCGACCAGUAAUACCACCGCCGACGCCGCCGUGGUGCUCGACCAGUUGGUGACUAUCGCGGCGAGUCUACGCUUGAGGCCUGCCUUCGACGGGGUCACCGGCGCAAUCCACCUCCGGCACGUGGAUCAGGUCGUGCAGGCGAUUCACCAGAGUCUCUUCCACACCUCAGCGGGUGCUGGCUCAACUGAUCUUGACAUCGGCCACAGUGGGGCUGCAUCCAACCCACGCAUCCUGCACCACGAAGCUAUUGUUCGCAUCGCGGUCGAGGACCUGCAGGAAUGCUUUGACCGUGACGAUACCGUGCGCCUGCUACCAGGUUUCCCAGUUUUGGACUGGUUUGGCAAAGCGAAGCGAGCCGGAUUGGACUAUAUGAUUACAUCCUGGGAGCUGGUCAUGGGCGCAGGCCGCGAGGUGGUUUCUCGGCGCUAGCUGUUGUCUGAGGCUGCAUUGGUCACCACUGAAAAGCUGUUUGUUUAGAUUUUCUGUAGUUUAGUUUUGUCUGUGU
Messenger RNA from Aspergillus homomorphus CBS 101889, 12061 nucleotides. RefSeq names its product lovastatin nonaketide synthase. The transcript has 8 exons. Bases 1 to 11985 code for a protein of 3994 amino acids. The record is from RefSeq and is a predicted model, not a curated record. Gene Ontology annotation, molecular function: phosphopantetheine binding; 3-oxoacyl-[acyl-carrier-protein] synthase activity; fatty acid synthase activity. Gene Ontology annotation, biological process: fatty acid biosynthetic process; secondary metabolite biosynthetic process. NCBI's taxonomy places the organism in Eukaryota, Fungi, Ascomycota, Eurotiomycetes, Eurotiales, Aspergillaceae.